AAGAAAUGAUCACGACUGCAGCGACAUCACAAAGUUCCGUUCUUUCACAAAUUCAACAUGUCUAAAAGAGGACGUGGUGGUUCCGCUGGGGCUAAAUUCAGGAUUUCCCUGGCCUUGCCUGUAGGAGCAGUUAUUAAUUGUGCCGAUAACACUGGGGCAAAAAACUUGUAUGUCAUUGCCGUACAAGGAAUCGGCGGUCGUCUGAACCGUCUCCCAGCAGCAGGUUCCGGUGACAUGAUUGUUGCUACCGUUAAGAAGGGUAAACCUGAGCUUAGGAAGAAGGUAAUGCCUGCGGUAGUUAUCAGGCAGCGCAAACCUUUCCGCAGGAAGGACGGUGUUUUCAUUUAUUUUGAAGACAAUGCGGGAGUCAUAGUCAACAACAAAGGAGAGAUGAAGGGAUCGGCUAUCACAGGACCCGUGGCGAAGGAGUGCGCCGAUUUGUGGCCCAGGAUUGCGUCAAACGCAAGCAGUAUAUCUUGAGACGUUUAUAAGUGAUAGUUUGUCAAAAAAAAAUGUAAAAUUUUAAGAUGAAUAUAUUCAUUCUUAAACUA
Anoplophora glabripennis (Asian longhorned beetle) is the source of this 551-nucleotide messenger RNA. It is a transcript of the gene RpL23, whose product is annotated as 60S ribosomal protein L23. Gene Ontology annotation, cellular component: ribosome; cytosolic large ribosomal subunit. Gene Ontology annotation, biological process: translation. Lineage: Eukaryota; Metazoa; Arthropoda; Insecta; Coleoptera; Cerambycidae. The transcript has 3 exons. Gene Ontology annotation, molecular function: large ribosomal subunit rRNA binding; structural constituent of ribosome. Bases 58 to 480 code for a protein of 140 amino acids. The record is from RefSeq and is a predicted model, not a curated record.